Maniola jurtina (meadow brown) is the source of this 3886-nucleotide messenger RNA. RefSeq lists its product as uncharacterized. The coding region runs from base 332 to 3001 and encodes 889 amino acids. Lineage: Eukaryota; Metazoa; Arthropoda; Insecta; Lepidoptera; Nymphalidae. The transcript has 3 exons. The record is from RefSeq and is a predicted model, not a curated record.
ACUAAUACCACUACACUACACGAAACCACUACAAAAACAACUACCAAAAAAAAGUGAUCAAAAAGUCCAGCAAGAAAAGAAAAGAAAUCGACAACCCUUAAGAAUUUGAUUAAAAACUUUUCGGUGAAAACUGCGUUCCAAAUUCGAAAAUAAUAGUGUAAUUAAUUUUUUUGCACAAGCUUAAUUACUUUUUUUUUUAAUAAGUUUGUUUAUAAUUGACUGAAAAAAAGGUUUUUUUUUUUUAAUAUUUGGACAGUGAGUGUGAAGGAAAGUGCGCGGAGCAUGCGCUGAGCAUUUUCACUUUCUACGUGACGUUUGCCGGGACCUAGCGAUGGCUUCCGUAAGCCCAAUACGGAUAUGUGCCAUGCUUUGGCUGUUUUGCGCAGCCAUCAACGCAGACUCCAGUGAAAACACCACCACCACCACAAAAACGAUCCGCACCACCAUCCUCCCAUCGCGGACAACGCGGACUGAGCUGAAGGUCUCCAGAAGUCUGAACCCGCACGAGACUCAGACCUUGAAUGUGAGGACCAAGUCCGGUCACUUAACACAACUAAUAGUCAAGAAGAAAGAUGCCAAAUCGACAACGCUCAUUAGCAGCACCACCCCAGCACCGACGACGAUAGCAGUCAAAACGACGUCGACGACGACUAGUGACAACAACUCAGAAGAUAAUAAAAAUAGGACAGAGAGCAGAGACCAAAGGAAACUUAAUUUUGGUCCAGUCAGCAGCGAGCUAGCCGGCUUCGACUAUUACCUAAACAGAAACAAACACGAUGACUUCGCUGACAUAAAAGCGGAAUACGGCAACUGGUCCCCCGUAUCCGUUUACCCCGAAUCUCAUAUCCAAGAGGAUGGUGGAAAACCAGAGGCAGAUCCCGAAACCUCCAAUUAUUAUCCCACAUACGAUAAUGAUAAGAAGACAGAAAAUAAGAAAGUGUACAUAACUUCGACAAGUUUUGUGGAUUACAACCGACCCGCUAAAAGCUUUAGAUUCGAUCCUAAUAAUCCCGUCAUAAAGAAUGAUCGCAAUCCAGUGUAUAUAGAAGUUGUAAGCACUAAAGUAUCCGAUGGUGAGAGUCGAUCUGCGAAUGUACCUGAGCCGGUCAUGGUGAGUUCUGACCCCAUGUAUAUAAAGAAAGCGAUUGACAAAUACAAUAAUAAACGUGGACGAUCAAUAUUAACUCUAGGUGGUGAUGACAUUCCCGAAAUACAGGGUGUAAGAGUGCCUGACGAUGAAACUGAUAGGAAAACGUGGAGGAACGCAAGAGUUGUGAAUGGUGAAUUACAGCCUUACCCGGAAGGAUAUACUCCACCUAAGGCUGUACCAGAAGCAGACGUUUAUCCAGAUCUAACUGCCGCAGAUCCAUCUCAAAAUUUAGGACCUUUCACCAAAGAAGAUAACUUUGAACCAAAAGAUGGUCCAUUCACAAAGUUCGACAACAUAAAAUUCGAAACCGAUGACUUUAUUCCCACCACUUACACCUAUAAACCUAAAAAAGAUAAUCAUUUUGUUAAAACCGGGUACGGUCCAUUUACUAAAGCUGACAACUCUAAAGUGGCUAAUUCCAAACUGAUAGAGUACAUCAAGCAAAUUAAUGAGCAAGAAUCGAAACGCGAUUACUUCAGUGGACGUAGUUCUCGGGCACACACCGGUGAUCUAGAUUACUCUGAAAGUCAUAUCCAAAGACGUAUGCUACAGCAUCCUGGAGAAGUUAGUUUUCCUAACUCCGUAAUGUACACACCAAAAAAUGCCCAGCCAAGUUUUGACGAAAGUGUGAGAAACCCUGUCCUUCAGUAUGCACACCCAGAACUUGGAGUUCAACCCGCAAAAGCUACCAGAGAUUAUAUUGAUAAUUAUGAAAAGGAACGUAGAGUGAAGUAUUACACGAGUGGCCCGAAAAGCGCUCAUCCGUACCCAAUGGAGCCUAUCAACGGCUACAAUCAACAACGUAGUCAAAACAGUGGGCAAAACGCAAAUAGAUAUUACGAAGACGAAUAUAAUAAAUUCUCUUACUAUGACAACUCCCAUAGCAAAUACCCGUACGGUUAUGGUUACGGUUACAUCAAACGUGCUCCUGAACCUACUCUGUGGCAAAAAUUCACUGAUUCAAUGAAAGACACGAUUAACACAGCGAGUCAAACUGUUCAUCAACUAACCAGACCUUUGAUUGAUCCUAUUGCUAGAGUAACACAACCCGUAAUUGAUCCACUAGUGGAAGCAACUCAGAAAAUAUCACAUAAUUUGGGACUUUAUUCACCUAACGCUAUAACUCAGAGAUAUGCUCAAGAUAAGAUCGGUGUAGCGGCGGCUGCUUCCGGAGCACCCGCCAUGCUUCCUGCCAUUGGACUUAUGGCUGGAGGGGCAGCUUUAGGACUAGGAGCGGUCGCUGUCGGAAAAUUUUUAGAUGUUAACCUCAUGCGAAGUGGUAGAGCAGAAGACUCGGCUGACGAAUUAGAGAAAGAACACAAAAGAGCGUUUGAAAACGCACCGUACGAUAUCGAUAGGAAAAUUCUAAGCAGACAAAAAUACUACGAUGAUAACUACAAAAUGCCCAGCGAGAAUGUGUAUGUCGUUAUGUCACCUGAUACUGAAACUGGGCGCUCUAAGAGACAUGCUGUAAGCUUCUAUGAACCAUAUCAAAACAUAUUCGUGAGACAACGGAGAAAUGUCAAGCGGUCUAUAGAUGAACUAGCUGAUGAUUUACAGCAUCUGGAUGGCAGUCCAGGGGCUCCGAGCCUGACUGCGACAGCUAUGGAUCUGGUGAAACAGACAGACUGGAGGGACUCUCAGUGUGCCAAGUUUACGUUCUGUAAAGUGUUAACAUCUCAAACAUCGGAUUCCCUGUUCGCGAUGGAGAAGAAAAUGGCGUCGCUUCUUAAAAUGAUAUCGCGAGGCAACAGCGCCAGCGCGGCGGCCGUGGCGCACCAGCUCGGUGACGUCAUGGCGGCCAGCAGGGACCACGACUGCCGGCGCUUCCAGUGCGACAACCCUCGGUAGACCAUCGACUUCACGACUUUAGCGUAAAACUGUGAUCUACGCUUAGAGUAAGGCCUUAGUGAGGCGUGUUCUUUGCGGGGCAUGCAGCGAACGGUCACCCCAGUUAUAUUUUCUAGAGCGAUGAGCGAUUCUUGCAAAACAAACAACGAUCAACCGGAAAAUCGAUUGUCUUCACAAAAACAUUCGAAUAAAAUUCUAUAAUAGAUUGUUCAAUCGUUCGAUUAUAUGAUUAAUUCGAUUAUUUUUCAAACUCUAUUAGUUACGAAUGCAGAGCGCAUCAUCUGGAACGAAUAAAUCAAAAAUCUAAAUCAAUUGCGCCAUUGAAUCGGACUUUCGAUUCAUUCCUCCCAGGCCUGCACACUAAGUAACAAUUGAACAAAUGAAAUCAAAUAAUUAUUUUUCGAUUGUUCAAUUUUUAUUCGACUCAACUAAUCAAAUAAAUCGAUUGUUUUUUCAAUAAAUCGCCCAUCGCUAUAGACGCCACUGCCGUUCAGACAGAUUAGUAUGAGAUUUAACAUCUCACCAAAUUGAUAGAUUGAUAUUGAUUUAAUUUACUCUGACAUUAUUGUAAUGUCAGAGUAAAUUAAACCUUAAAUCCUUAAUUUAAGGCCCCCAUGCUCUAGAACACUGAAUUGAUUGAACUAACGCUGCAUGCCUCUACCCGCCUGACGCUUGCACCUGCAGGAUUCGAACCUGCAACUCGUCUGGGUAUUACGCCCGGCGCCUUCGACCACUAGGCCACUAGGAGAGACGAAGGUCGAAUCCUGCCAGUACCGCAAUUUUUUGAUGUGUCAGUCGAUAUUUAAAAUUAUCGGGCUUAGUUCUAAAAUGGCCGCAGAUUAUGGAGUAUGGACUAUUAUUUCAUGAGGCAAUUGUAAACAAUAG